AUGUCUUCUCAGUCAACAUCACCUGCCAAGUCCUGCGCGCUCUUUCGUGCAUGGGGCCCGGGGUAUAUGAAUCCCGACUCUAUCGUGGCACAUCCGUGCAACUUGGUACUCCUGGAGACGCUCUGUACUGAAUUUGCAUAUUGCUACUAUUGGAGUGCUGAGUGCUGUGGAAACAGCUGA
Molecule: messenger RNA, 180 nt
Organism: Serpula lacrymans var. lacrymans S7.9
Lineage: Eukaryota; Fungi; Basidiomycota; Agaricomycetes; Boletales; Serpulaceae
Exons: 1
Coding region: 1-180 (59 amino acids)
Source: RefSeq, a predicted model, not a curated record